UGUUGGCUGAAACCAUCAAUGGCAAAAAGGGAAAGGGUUAAUGAAACGGUGGUGACAGAAUUCAUCCUUGUGGGAUUUAAGACUCUACCUGAAUUUCAGAAUCUCCUCUUCAUUAUGUUUUUAGCCAUCUACAUGGUGACAAUCGCUGGAAACAUCCUUAUAACGGUAGUAGUUCUGGCUGAUUGCCACCUUCACAGACCCAUGUACUACUUCCUGGGGAACUUAUCUGUUUUGGAAACUUGCUAUACCUCAACCAUCCUUCCUAGGAUUUUAGCCAGUUUUAUAACUGACUACCAUGGGAUUUCUUUUAGCGGGUGUUUUCUCCAAUUCUAUUUCUUUGCUUUUUUAGCUGGAGCGGAAAGCUACCUCUUAUCUGCAAUGUCAUAUGACCGUUAUUUAGCUAUUUGUAAACCACUACAUUAUGUAACCCUCAUGAGCAGGAGUUUGUGUGUUCAAUUGUCCCUCGCUUCUUGGAUCAUUGGCAUAGUGGCUAGUGCAUUUACAACAUUUUUCACUUCACAGUUGAAGUUCUGUGGCCCCAAUGAAAUCGACCAUUUCUUUUGUGAUUACACACCGCUGCUAAUGCUCUCCUGUAGCGACACUCAGCAGACAGAAAUGCUGAUGUCAGUCCUGGGCUCCAUCUGCACCAUGCCACCGUUGUUGUUGACCCUGGCCUCCUAUGUUUCCAUCAUCUGCACCAUUUUGAAAAUCCCUUCAAACAGUGGCAGGAGCAAAGCGUUUUCCACUUGCUCCUCCCACCUUAUUGUGGUCACAAUUUUCUAUGGAACCCUAAUCAUUGUGUACAUAUUACCAAAACCCAAUGCACUGAAGAAUCUGACCAAAGUUUUCUCAGUUUUCUACACAAUCUUGACCCCCAUGAUCAAUCCCUUCAUCUAUAGCCUGAGAAACAGAGAGUUUAAGGAGGCCCUCACAAAAGCCAUAGGCAAACUUGUGUCAUUGAGAAUAACUCAGGGAGUCCAACCUCAGUAA
This is a messenger RNA of Elgaria multicarinata webbii, 990 nucleotides long. Its product is annotated as olfactory receptor 2AP1-like. The coding region runs from base 19 to 990 and encodes 323 amino acids. The transcript has a single exon. Gene Ontology annotation, biological process: G protein-coupled receptor signaling pathway. Gene Ontology annotation, cellular component: membrane. Gene Ontology annotation, molecular function: G protein-coupled receptor activity; odorant binding; olfactory receptor activity. The record is from RefSeq and is a predicted model, not a curated record. Lineage: Eukaryota; Metazoa; Chordata; Lepidosauria; Squamata; Anguidae.